Pogonomyrmex barbatus (red harvester ant) is the source of this 722-nucleotide messenger RNA. Its product is annotated as TOM1-like protein 2. NCBI's taxonomy places the organism in Eukaryota, Metazoa, Arthropoda, Insecta, Hymenoptera, Formicidae. Gene Ontology annotation, biological process: signal transduction. Gene Ontology annotation, cellular component: membrane; endosome. Gene Ontology annotation, molecular function: clathrin binding; phosphatidylinositol binding; ubiquitin binding. The record is from RefSeq and is a predicted model, not a curated record.
AUCAAGAAUUAAAAAUAAAGGGUAUACAAUUCCCAAUGACUGAUUUAGAUGCUAUGGCACCAAUUAUCACCCCAGAAAGAAGUGUACCUGAAACGGAGCAAAUUCCUGUAAAUCUAACAACAAAUGAUCAGCCUACGUCUUUGGGAACGCAACAUUUACCUUCUCAAACAUCACAAUCUAUUGGGCAAUUAACUCAAUUGACCGAACAACAAAUGGCUAAAUUACAAAGUGAACUUGAUGUUGUUCAAGGAAAUAUGCGCGUAUUGUCAGAAAUGUUGGCAUACUUUACAAGUCCAGACCAAAGUAAACAACAACCAGAUUCCGCGGAUCUUGAAUUAUUGAACGAGCUUCAUUCAACGUGUAAGGCAAUGCAAGAACGUGUUGUUGAUUUAAUUGGUAAAUUGGCCCAUGAUGAAAUGACAGCAGAAUUAUUACGAAUUAAUGAUGAAUUAAAUAAUCUAUUUCUUCGCUAUACGCGUUAUACAAAGAAUAAAAUGCAAGUACCAGCCAGUACUAUAUUGGCUCAAACUAUUGGACAUCCACCAAGUGUUGAAUCAACUCCAUCUCUUACUAAACGAGAAGCAGAAUCUCUUAUAGAUUUAUCUGAUGAUGUGGAUAAUUUAACAAAGCAGAUGGGUGAACUCGGUAAAUGUCAAAGGCUAUAUAAAUCUAAUGCAAUACUGCAUAUAAAAGAGAUUAUUCUGAGAUUAUUCUAAAUAUUA